AUGGCCGAGCAACUCGUACUCCGUGGCACCCUCGAGGGCCACUCCGGCUGGGUCACCUCCCUUGCUACCUCCCUGGAGAACCCCAACAUGCUCCUGUCCGGAUCGCGCGACAAGACUCUGAUCAUCUGGAACCUGACCCGCGACGAGACCUCCUACGGUUACCCCAAGAGGAGUCUGCACGGUCACUCCCACAUUGUCUCCGACUGUGUCAUCUCCUCUGACGGCGCCUACGCUCUUUCCUCAUCGUGGGACAAGACUCUCCGCCUCUGGGAGCUCUCCACCGGUGUCACCACCCGCCGCUUCGUCGGCCACACCAACGACGUUCUCUCCGUCUCCUUCUCCGCCGACAACCGCCAGAUCGUCUCCGGAUCGCGCGACCGAACCAUCAAGCUCUGGAACACCCUCGGUGACUGCAAGUACACCAUCACCGACAAGGGCCACACCGAGUGGGUCUCGUGCGUCCGCUUCUCCCCCAACCCCCAGAACCCCGUCAUCGUCUCUGCUGGUUGGGACAAGCUCGUCAAGGUCUGGGAACUCGCUUCCUGCCGCAUCCAGACUGACCACAUCGGUCACACCGGCUACAUCAACACCGUCACCAUCUCGCCCGAUGGCUCUCUCUGCGCUUCCGGUGGUAAGGACGGAACCACCAUGCUGUGGGACCUGAACGAGUCCAAGCACCUCUACUCUCUCUCCGCCGGUGACGAGAUCCACGCCCUUGUCUUCUCCCCCAACCGCUACUGGCUGUGCGCUGCCACCGCCUCCAGCAUCAUCAUCUUCGACCUUGAGAAGAAGUCCAAGGUUGACGAGCUCAAGCCUGAGUACAUGGAGGUUGGCAAGAAGAGCCGGGAGCCCGAGUGUGUCUCCUUGGCCUGGAGCGCCGACGGUCAGACCCUGUUCGCCGGAUACACCGACAACCGUAUCCGCUGCUGGGGUGUCAUGGCGAGGGGAUAA
Molecule: messenger RNA, 951 nt
Organism: Alternaria ventricosa
Lineage: Eukaryota; Fungi; Ascomycota; Dothideomycetes; Pleosporales; Pleosporaceae
Gene: CPC2
Product: cross-pathway control WD-repeat protein cpc2
Exons: 4
Coding region: 1-951 (316 amino acids)
Biological process (GO): positive regulation of protein phosphorylation; rescue of stalled cytosolic ribosome
Cellular component (GO): cytosol; nucleus
Molecular function (GO): ribosome binding; translation regulator activity; protein kinase C binding
Source: RefSeq, a predicted model, not a curated record